ACACCGCGUCUGUAAGGAAAUGGGACGCGAACCCGCAUGACCGUUGUAAACAUUUGGCUUUUCCUGGAAAGAUUGAGCUCAAAUGGCACCGACAGGGCCACAAAUGAACAAUAAGAAGUUUACCUCGAAAGGCGGCGACUGGAAGAAGUCAACGAAUGACGCCCAUGGUGCCAAGCAGAAGCGGAAAUGGGUCCCCGAGCAAAAAGUAUACGAAGGCAGCGUGAAGGAAGGUCAGGGGUUUGCUUUAAAGAGGAAGGAAAAGGUCAAACAUGAGUACAACAAGCUGCUGCGGAGGGAGAGGAAGAAAGUCCCAAGCUCUACAGAGGCCAACGCUCUGUACAGGGACGAGUACCCUGAACACCUCCGACAUCUAUACAUGGCCGAGGCCGAGAAACUGAAGAACGAAGCCUGGACCCAUAGAUUGAACAGGAGUAAACUGAGAGUGAAGCGGCAGGAGAAGGAAGAAGAGAUGGGUGAAGAUGCUGAGGCUGCUGCUCCCGCCGCCGCUGCUGCUGCUGCUGCUGCUGCUGCUGCUGCUGCUGCUGCUGAGCCAGAUCCAGAUCCAGAAGUUACUGGUGGACCGGAGCAGACAGAUUCUGGUACUGGGAAUCCUGAAACCAUAAAAGACGCAGAGAAAGACAGUCUUCCAUUGAGUAACCGCAUGAGGAAGAAAAAGCUGAAGAAGACGUCCUACCAGAAGACAAAAGAGGAAUUUGAGGCAAUCACAGAACAACGGAGAAAGAAGAAAGAGGACUAUCUGAAAAACAGCAAGCAGAAAGAAGAAGCCAUUAAGAAGUACAAAGAUAAAAAGAUGGAGAUGUUUCAGAUGCUGAGCAAAAAGACCAAGAGAGGACAGCCCAAUCUGAACCUUCAAAUGGAGUAUUUACUUCAAAAGAUCACCCAAGGAACUGGGAAAUGACUCCCAAGUCAGAUGAUACUGGAGAAUUAUUGGACCUUUUACUUUUAUUUGACUCUGAUAUUUAAUCACUCUUUUGCAAAUGAGAGCCUGAGGACAAUCCGGAUUGUGCUUUUCAUACAAAUUAAAUGCUGUUCUUUUUCAGUAUUUGCCCCUGAAAAACAAGUAAAACUGCUCAUUUUAAACUCUGGCCACAAGAUGGCGGUGUACGACACGAAGAGAUGUAAAAACAUGCUCAUGUUAGACUUUUAUUAAUAAAUGUUUUAGCUUCCUGAAAAGCGCUGUUCAUUUCAAAUGGUCAACACAUCCCAGUCGUAGCUUAUUACCAUGACACAAAAUAACCAAUUUAGCAACGGUAAUCUUAAAAUUUUGAUUUUAUUAAACCAUACAUAUUUGAUAA
Molecule: messenger RNA, 1316 nt
Organism: Cyclopterus lumpus (lumpfish)
Lineage: Eukaryota; Metazoa; Chordata; Actinopteri; Perciformes; Cyclopteridae
Gene: ccdc59
Product: coiled-coil domain containing 59
Exons: 4
Coding region: 83-919 (278 amino acids)
Cellular component (GO): nucleus
Source: RefSeq, a predicted model, not a curated record